Messenger RNA from Magallana angulata, 7817 nucleotides. Its product is annotated as leucine-rich repeat serine/threonine-protein kinase 1-like. The record is from RefSeq and is a predicted model, not a curated record. Gene Ontology annotation, biological process: protein phosphorylation. Gene Ontology annotation, molecular function: protein binding; protein kinase activity; ATP binding. The coding region runs from base 327 to 6680 and encodes 2117 amino acids. The transcript is spliced from 32 exons. NCBI's taxonomy places the organism in Eukaryota, Metazoa, Mollusca, Bivalvia, Ostreida, Ostreidae.
UAAGGGACAUGCAUGUUUGUUUACGUAUGUAUACAAGUGCAUUAGCACACCACCUGCAUCUCGAUUCAUCUGUGGUGCAGCGAUAUACAGUAUACUGUAAGUAGGAUAUCAUUUGUAGAUAAUCAAGUCAAAAUGUCAAAAUUUCCAGACCAAUUAAAACGCGACGAUAAUGAAAAUUGGAAUAUAACCUGAACUAUAGCAUCAAUACCGCAUUUAAAUCACACAGGCUUUUGUACUUCCUUGUCAAAAUUCUUAAGUGCAUCGGCGGACGUUUUACACGACGAGUCAACAUGGCCGAUGAGGGCUGAAGAGGUAAAACAGAUAGUAUGGAAGAUGACCACAGUCAAGUUAUCCAAGAACUGAAGACAGCCAUACAAUACAAUGAUUCUGAGGCACUGAGAGACACCUUGUCAUGUUACCCCGAGGCAGUAGGAGGCCUAGCCAUAGAUGGGGUGCCUCUGCUACACUACAUCUGUAAACAGCCAGGGUCGUGUGUGGACAUCCUCAAAGUGGUGCUGGAAGCCAGGGGGGUAGAUGUCAAUCAAACUAGUGACGAGGGGACCCCCUUACAAGUGGCCUGUAGAUAUGGAGCUGAUCAGUUGGUGCACGUUCUACUGGAUGCGGGGGCAUGGCUUGAGACAGACGAGGUCCCUGUAUAUGACAGUAACUCCCCGUUUUAUCUGGCGUCCGCCUACGGUCACUACGGGGUCAUAGAGAAGCUGUUUGUGUACCAGCCAAGUAUGUGUAAUACUUCAGCACCAUUGGUGAUAGAGGGAUACCGAGACCCACAAGAACUGGUGAAGGAGAUGAGGGUCAGGACGUGUCUCCUGUAUGCGGCCUGCUUGGGGGGUAACCAGAGGAUCAUCAAGAUGUGGCUCACCCCAGAGAUGGACAUCAACCACCCCCCGUACUACUCAAGCACCUCCUCCUUCUCUAUGGACAAAACUCCGCUGUACGCAGCCUGUGCUGGCAACCAUUUAGAAGUAGCAGAAAUGUUGGUAGGGUUUGGUGCAGAGGUGAAUCAAAGAAUUGUAGAGGACUUUCCUGAAAUCUCUAGCAAGCUGGUGAAAAACUGCAUCAGUGAACAGCAGAUGGAAUAUACACUAGAGGCUGGAUAUAGUGAGGAAUUAGUGCACAUAGCCAAUUACAGCCAUAAGGAGUUAGGAGGUUUCCAUGACUUCUGGAUUUCUGAUUACAAGAACAUCUUGGUGGAGCUCAACAUCAGCAAUAACCACAUCAGCCGGCUGCCAGCCAACAUACCCUGGGACCUGCCGUCUCUCAAGACGUUCAACGCCUCCUGUAACAAAAUCAGCGCCAUCAGAGUGGAUCCUCAGUGUACCAUCCUCUGUAAAAGGUUGGAAAACAUUCUCUUACAAGAGAAUCAAUUAGAAGAACUGUGUUAUGAACUUUUUCAACUGCCAGAGCUGAGAUACUUGAACGUGGCUCAUAACAAGAUGAGGUACAUGGUCAAGUCCCACCAAAGAUACGAAGACUGGAGAGUACUAAAACCAGACACUGACAAGCCAGAGUGGAGUUGUACAAAAUUGCGUUGCUUGAACGCCUCGUACAAUAACCUGGAAAUGUUGCCGACGGAGAUCAGUAGCUGUAGCGGUCUGGUGGAACUGGAUGCCAGCAACAAUAAACUGGUGGCCUUUCCUUCCCCCUGGGAAUGUAAACUGUCCACACUGAAUCUUUCUCAUAAUGUGAUGGUUCGCUUUGCUCCCAGUGUGGAACUCUUCUGGUGUGCAACACUGAAAAAGCUCCAUCUGGACUACAACCAGUUAGAAGAAAUGACAGAGAGCAUGGUCAAACUCUGUUGCCUGCAGGUGUUAAAUCUUUCCAACAAUAAGAUCAAUGUCCUUCAGCGACCGGAGGUGUGGGACUGUAAGAUGUUACAGAUUCUGGACCUCAGUGGCAACAGACUGGGGAUCCCUUCAGGGGACACGCCAUUACCCACCACAAAGUCCAAGUUACUGCCGAGGCGAAGGAGCAGACUAUCAAGCUGCAGUGAGAAUGUGUCUUCUAGGAUCGCCCUGCCGUCUUUUCUGGCUCAUUGCUUGAACGAGUUGAACCUGAGUGACAACUGCCUAGACUGUGUGCCCCCUUCUGUCUGUCAACUAGUCUCCCUGCAAACAUUGGAUAUAUCAAUUAACCCAGCCAUCAAGAGCUUACCAAAAGAGCUUGGGCGCCUGAGUCAGUGUAACAGUCUGAACAUCCAAGGGACUGGAAUCCCAGGAGGUGAGGUGUCCCCUUCAGCUGUAGAUUGCCACAUUUGGACAAAAAAAUAUAUUCAAGGUCUGAAUGAAAAACUGCGACAAAGCAAGGGGUACUACAGACUAAAACUGGUUGUUGUGGGUAAAAAGGACAAAGGUAAAACUGCCAUUACUAACCUGCUAGGCUGUAAAUCCAACUUUGAAAUCCAUGGGUCAGGAAUCCGGAGAGUGGAAACCACUCUUUGUCCAAAAAAAAAGAGUGGAAUUCUGGAUAAACUGUAUGCACGGACAUUUUUAAGAAUUCGGAAUGAGAAGGACCAGUCUAAGAGGCUGCCUAUAGAGCUGUGUGUGUGGGAUCUGGCUGGGGACGAGUGUUAUAAGGCCACACACCACUGCUUCUUCACCCCUAACUCUCUGUACCUGGUCGUCUGGGACCUCUGGUCUCUGGCCAAGGACAUGGAGAAGAUAGGCAAACUUCUGUACAGUAUAGAGGCAAGAAAUCCCCACUCCAAGGUCAUCAUAGCAGCAACCUUCUUGGACAAGAACAAUAGCCCCACCAGGGACGAGCAGGUGUCUGAGAUCAAAAGGAAGCUACUGGAGGCGUUUGGGAGUGCCUCAGAGAGAUACGGGGGGCUGUGCUCACAACUAGAGGAUGACAACAUCAUCCCCAUGUCCUGUACUACUGGGGCGGGUAUAUCCGAGUUACGAGAUGCCCUGUACAAUACUGCCUGCAAUAUGAAGGAGCUUGGCAAUAAGACCUUAGGAACGAGAUAUCUGCUGGGCAGAAGCAUUCCUAACAGCUACCUCCUGAUAGAGAAGGAGAUCUACCGUGAGCUGGAGAACAGGAUCAGGGAUGGCAAACCUCCAUUCCUGGUUCAGAGGGAACUGUAUGAGCUCAUUGAGAAUAUACCAAGCUGUGAUGUGGAGGUUCCCCAAGAGGUCCCCGAAGUGGUAAAGUUCCUUGUAACGUCUGGAGCAAUGCUUCACUUCAAUGAACAGUUACAAGGCUUGAAUAACUUCUUUUACCUGGACCCCACCUGGCUGUGUGACGUCCUCUCACAGGUCCUCAUUGACUCGUCACUAUGUCAGUCUAUGAAGGGAGGAAAAAUUGCCUUGAGCACAGUACAAGAGAUGUACCUCCAGGAUUCUAGGUUCCCCAAUGAGAAUGUCCCACAAUACAUACAGCUCCUGGAACAAUUUGAAAUUGCUCUUAAGGUUGAGUUGGACAGAAAGUUGUUCAUCCCCUCCCACCUUCACGCUAACCCUGGCAUGGACCUUCAGUUUCAUGGCCGUGAUGGUAAGCGAGUGUCCCGCCUCUAUCAGCUUGCUUUUAUUCCUAAUGGUCUGUGGAGUAGGCUGCUCUCUAGGAUCAUGUGUAGGAUUGAACUUCUUGCCAAUGAUUGGGUCCUCAGGUCCUCUGUAAGGAUCAAGCCUGGAAAGUCCUUCUACAGGAUCAAUUCUAAAACAAGUAAAGGUCUGAAGAUAAACAACAAAGACAUGAUAUACUGGGAGGAUGGAAUGUUUCUGAGACAUGAGAUGGGCCAUUUUAUGCUGGAGUCUGUACAAGUGAGUCAGAGGGAAGGGUACAUAACUCAUGGCAUCCUGAUCACUGUCCAGUCCCUAGAAGAGGACUACUCCAUCAUGGGGAUGAUUGUAGACGCGGUGGAAGAUCUUCUCAGUGAUCAUUACCCAGGUUUGAUGGACUAUGACAUGGUGGGUAGACCCAGAAUACAGAGAUUUGCCAUCUGUCCAGUGUGCUACACCAUUACCUCCAGCGUGCUGCCCUCCAAUUUGGACCACUUCACAGUGGAGCACUGUGCUCGCCUUCUGCUCUCCGGUGACAUGGCCUUGUGCAGGAGAGGAACCAAGGUCCCCCUCAGUCAACUCGUCCCGGAACUUCUCAUGCAGGAACUGCCCAGGAAAUUCCUGCUGGACUCGGAGAAACUUCAAGUUGAUCCAUCCAAUAAGAAGGCUUAUCUGGGGUCAGGGGUCACUGGGUCUGUGUUCAAGGGUAAAUACGGAGAUGUGGACAUUGCAGUCAAGUACUACCAUGGGGCUCCCUCUAUGUCAGGGAAGCAUUCUUUGGACAGCAGUUACUACUCUGGUGGGAAUAUCUCCAGUGUUGAACGAAACAAGCCUCUACAUAACGAUGAUGAUGACGAAGAUUUAGAUGACUAUGUUAAUGCCCCAAACAUGCAUCUAGAUAUGGACGAAGCUAGCAGCAUCAAGGCUUUUAGAGCUUUCAUGGAAAUGAGACAAGAAGCAGACGUGACCAGUAAGUUGGAUCACCCCUGUGUUGUAUCCUUUGUUGGUAUUUCCAUCCGACCAGAUCUGCUGAUGUGUCUAGAGUUAGCUCCCCUGGGUAGUUUGAGACGAGUGCUUGAUAAUGAGAUAGAGGGGAGAGAACCCUUCAACAAAUACAGGGACAAGGACAAAGUCUUCCUGCCAGUGUUCAGCAAGGAGAUCAACUUCAAGCUUGUUCAUCAGAUUGUUCGUGGUUUGGACUACCUACAUAAACACGACAUCAUAUACCGAGACUUAAAGUCGGACAACAUCCUGGUCACCAGUUUAGACCCAGAGGCACCAGUCAAUGUCAAGUUGUCUGAUUAUGGAAUUUCCAAGUUUAAUACAUCCGGAGGGACAGUGGGAUUGGUGGGAACACCUGGAUAUCAGGCUCCGGAGAUCAUGGAGGGAUUAGCCUAUGAUGAAAAGGUGGAUAUUUUCUCCUUUUCAAUGGUGUUGUAUGAGAUUUUGUCAGGAGAAAGACCUUAUUGUGAAUACAAAAACAUGGCACAGAUAUCAAGAGCCAUGAAAAUGGAGGCCAAAAGACCAAACCUCCAGGAUUUUAACAUAGAUCCACGCUUCCCUAUGCUGGAAAGGUUGAUGGAGCUUUGUUGGAAUCAGGAUGCCACCCAGCGUCCCAGUGCUAAAGACAUCCUAACCACAAGUCACAUGAUGUCCGCAGACUUCCUGGCCCAGCACAAACACUUCCCACGGGAGCUGGAGGAAGUUGACUUUGUCACCUCUGUCACUGAGUAUGGUGGUGUAAAGCGACAGGUGUGGGUGUGGGAGGGGAGUGGAGAUGACCGUUGCUACCACAUUCUGGAUGCCACCAUGUGCACAUAUCAGGCCUUCAGAAAACCACUGCCCGGGGCCACCGUCACAUGCAUGGACAAAAUUGGCAAACAGAUCUGGAUUGGAACAGAGGAUGAGCAGAUAGAAGUGUUUGGGCAGCAAGGAGUAGGGCAUCCUUCUUCACUGAAGAAACUAGACAACUUGGGGGCCACUCCUACAUGUAUUGAAUAUGUCAAGAAUGAGGAACUGGGUAAAAAGGUGUACAUUCUGCUAGGAGAUGGUCAGCUAAGAAUUUAUCAGCAUAUCAAAAAACCGGAGGUGAUUGAAGGGGAGGAGGUAAACCUCAGGCACCAGUUUAACUGGCACCUCAAAAAGAUCUUGAGGUUAUCCAAGAGGACCGCCUCCUGCCUCGUCUAUGUGAUGGAAACUGAGGAACUAUGGUGUGGCUGUGGCAGUGACAUUGUCAUAGUCAGCAACAGGACAGAGAUGAUAGAGAGAAGAAUUGAGAUCAACAAGGAAUGUCAGGCCAUAUUAGAGAAUAAACUUCCAGAUGUCAUGAAACUGGUUCACAUGGACUGCAGGAUAUGGGCACUCCUUGCCAAUAGCAGUGAACUACUUGAAUUUGAUACAGAGAUGGGCAUUUUGACGCAUAUUCUGAAAUGUGAUCAGAUCAAUCCACAUAAAAUGGUUGUUUCCAAAUACAUUUCUAACAGUUCUGUACAGGUGCAAGCAAUGCCCAUAUCCAGGAGAUUUUCAGUUUCUUCCGAUGAUUCAUCAUGUGAAAAAAUUUCCUCUGGAGAGUUUGAUAAGUGGUUCGAUGAAUCAUCCUCCAGUGCCAAUGCCCGUGCAGACAGUGAGAACAAUCCUCCCCCUCCCAUUCCGGAGAGAUGUGUUUCAGUAAGUGACCCACAACAUCCAGCUCUUUCCCCACCCCUGCCUCCAAGGCGGCCCACAAUGGCCAAAAAAUCCCAGACCCUUCCAGCCCGGGCCAGCCCACCCUCCUCUGGCUCACCAAUUCCCAGAAAUCGCCAUCCAAUUGUGAAUUCUGUUGCUGGUGUUGGGGACUCCAUCUGGGUAGGAAGAUCCACAGGAGACAUCUUAAUCAUCAACGUAAAAUCCAACGCUCAAUGUCAACACGGUUGUGUCAUGGCUGUCAUGAAAAAUCACUGUGAUAAACAACACAUCAUCCAUGAGGUUGAAAAACUGGUGACCGUCGAAAACCUGAUAUUUUCUGUAAUUAAGGCGGACUCUAAAUUCACAGAAAUCACGGCUUGGGAGGCUUAUGAUGUGGCUACAAUUCAGAAACUGGAACAAAUAUGGGCUCGUCCGAAAAGCAUGGUCUUCUUACGUAACAGUAAUACUGAUAAUGUAGUUGACAUGGGAGAAGUUUAGUAGAAAGACUUUAUGUGUGAAGAAAAAUAUAAAUGUAUUUUCUUAGUCACCAAAAACAAUCUGUGCAAUAUCUUUAUUACCUGAUAUAUAUCCUAUAUAUUCAUUUAUAAAGUACCUAUAGACUACUUAAAGCUUUCAAGAUUUUAUAUUUUACUCUUUGGAUUGAAAUUCUAUACAUUUUUUAAAAAUAAUCAUACAUUUUUAAAUUUACAAGAUGUAUCUUGCAGUAUUAUCAGAGGCAAUAAAGAUAAUUUUGAUAGCAAUAUUUAAAUGUGUUACUUGAGACCAGAUUUUCAUAAAUCUGUUGUAUACAUUAUAAAUAUAUACAAAUGAAUUCCUCAAAAAAAUCAUCUGCAAUUGUUCUUACAUACUCGAUACACAAUUAUUUUUGUGCAAUAACAUGUGUUAAUCCUAGGUAUUCUAAAUUCAUCUGCUGACCAUGCAUGUAUAUGAAUAGUUGAAAAACCGGUUAACUUCCCAGUACAAUUUUAGUUCAAUUUCACAUCUUAUUUUAUUUACCAUAUUUCUUAUUUACCAUAUCUGCUAGUCAUCAAUUUUUAUGUCUUUUCUACAAUGGUUGUAUGAAUCAUUAGAAUCUUUAUAUUUUGUGUUAGCAUGUAGUUCUAGAUCUACAUGAAAGGUUGAUUUUUUUAAACUGAAGAUAAUUAGAACUUUUGCAUGUACCAGGGUAGUUAUUUAUGUGGGAAUCUUCAAAUAUAGCUUAAAAUUCAAGUAAUUUACCAGUAACAUAUAAUUUGAUUGGUAAGAAUAAGUUAUUUAACAUCCCUUUUGCCUGUCAGGACAGGGAGCUUGUUUAUAAUUUUGAAAAUGAUUGAGAUAUGAAUGAAAGGGAAAAUCUAAACACCAGGCAAUUUACCAUCUUAUUGAUAUUACAUGUAAAUGUCUUUGAUAAAUUUUAUUUUAAUACAAGACCAUGUAAUGUUGUUAAAUGAUUUUCAAGCCUAGUUAAAACCCAAAUUUAAGAAAAUGUCAAUAAAGUGAUUGGGUAAUUACUAGAAAAUAAUAUAAAUUCUUUUUUUAGAUCUUAAACUGUAAUGAUUACUAGUACAAUCAUUUUAUAUAUCGGAGCACACUUUGACUUUUCUAAUAUGUUUCAUUAUAAUCUUUUAUAGCGAG